Molecule: messenger RNA, 979 nt
Organism: Linum trigynum
Lineage: Eukaryota; Viridiplantae; Streptophyta; Magnoliopsida; Malpighiales; Linaceae
Source: the annotation of a GenBank genome assembly
CACCAAGACAGCUAGCUUCUCAAUAUCUAGCAACGACCAGUACACUACGUUACGUACAUAUAUAUACACCAGCCCAGCUCCUCUCCAAAGACCGGGAAAGAAAGCAAGGAAAACUCAGAAAAAGAAAGAAAGAGCGAGCGAGCGAGCAUCUGGGAAACCAAGAAUGAGGAGGUCCAGGUCCAGCAAGUUGGCGUUGGUUGUUGUGAGGCUGAGCUUGGGCGUCCUAAUGGCGGCCAGCGCUGCGUCGGCGCUGAACCUGAGGGCACCAGUAGUGCGGCGGCCAUUCAAGCAAGUCCACGUCCUCAACGAACUCACUGACAACAAGCUCCUCCACGUGCACUGCCACUCCAGGGAGACGGACUUGGGGAGCCAUGACGUGGCAGUGGGGGCGGAGUACACGUGGAGGUUCCGGGCAAGCCCCCUGGGGAGCAGCAGGUGGUCCUGCGACGGCACCACAGACGACAAUCGGCGCGUGACCUUCGAGUCGUACUGGGAGGACGUGGCGCUGGCGAGGAGGGAGUAUAUGGGGAACACUUACUGGGUGGCCCAGGAAGACGGCAUCUAUCUCAGGCCCAUUCAGGGAACUAGAGACGAAAUCCAUGCCACCUGGCUCCCUGCUGGCCCCCCUACCGCUCCCCUGCCCCCACUGCUACACUGACUCAAUAUAAGACAUGAGAUGAGACGAGAUGAGACUUGCCCGCCAACUCUCCUACUCAACCAUGGAUCGAUUCGUGCGCCUAAAUAAGGUUGUUGGAUUUGAUUGGUUUCGUUUCAACUAUAUAUUUAUGUUAAACGCCUAGCUCAACUGCGCCCUAAGUGGUUGCAUAAUAAUAACAAUAUGUAAUAAUAAGGAAUAUCAAUCAAAGUAUUACCGAAUUAAACAAAGUGAGACGGUUACAUCAUCUAGCCAUAACAGGUUAAUAAGAAAAAUCGGAGGCCUAUCUCAUCUAAAGCCCAAGUAUAAACCUUAGUUGAGUGC